UCUCGUAAUUUACAAUUUACAAAUUUUGAUUUUUAAGUUUUCUUCUUCCCUUUUUCAAUCUCCAAAUCCUUCAACGCUAAACUAGAAACUUCUUAGGGUUAGGGUUUCAAUGGGGAGCAAGGUCACCGACCACCACCUCUCCACCGUCAGAUCAAUAGUCGGUUCCGAAUUCACCGACAUGGACAUCAUCAGAGCCCUACACAUGGCAAAAAACGACGUCACCGCCGCCAUCAACAUCAUCUUCGACACCAAUACCCCUAAAUUCAAACCCACUCGCACCAUCAACACUCGACGAAUUUCUCCGCCGAAAUCAACGUCACGCGCCGUGAAAACAAGCUCCAACCACAUCGUCGAUGUAGAAAACAGUAACUGUUCCGUUAAGUCUGAUUCCGAUGAUUGGUGGUUUGUUGGUUCCGGUGAAGUGGCGGGGCUGUCCACGUGUAAAGGGAGGAGUAUAAAAUGCGGGGAUGCAGUGGUUUUCAAAUUUCCACCUAAAAAGCUAUCUGCUUCGCCUUCUCCUGGUAAGGGUUUUGGUCGAGCAGCAACUUGUUCUGAGAUAGUUCGAUUUUCCAAUGAACAAGAUUGGGAGAUUGGUAGAAUACCAAAUGAAUGGGCUCGGUGUUUGUUGCCACUGGUUCGGGAUAAUAAAGUCAGGGUUGAAGGGGAAUGUAAAUUUGCUCCUAAUGUAUUGGCCAUCAUGGACACGAUCAUUUUGUCAAUUAGCGUCUUCAUCAAUAGGUCAAUGUUUGUUAAGCAACAUGAGGUUUCUCUCAAGGAUGCUACUAAUUCGACAGAUGAAUCAGUGUUUCAUCCUCUUCCAGCCCUGUUUAGAUUGCUUGGUUUAAGCCCUUUCAAGAAGGCGGAGUUAACUCCUGGUGAUUUCUAUUCCAACAAGCGUCCUUUCAGUCAAAUGGUCCCAUUACUACAUGCCAAGUCUGAGCGUCCUUCUCAAAAUGGUCAUGAUAAUGAAAAUGAGGAUUCUGUUUCUGAAUUUGAUCUUGACAACAUUGUUGGUGUUGCAUCAAGCUCAGAAUUAGAGGAAAUGGACCCCCCUGGAAAUCUUCUGUGUGAACUGCGUCCAUAUCAAAAACAGGCUCUUUAUUGGAUGGUUCAGAUGGAGAAGGGACGACCAAGGGACGAGACCGCAACAACCCUUCAUCCAUGUUGGGAGGCAUAUCGCCUCGUUGACAAGAGGGAGCUUGUUGUUUAUUUGAAUGCAUUUUCUGGUGAAGCCACAACAGAAUUUCCUAGCACUCUUCAAAUAGCCAGAGGAGGAAUUUUGGCAGAUGCUAUGGGGCUUGGAAAGACCAUCAUGACCAUAUCACUACUCACUGCCCAUUCAGGAAGGGGUGCAUCAUUAGGCAGUCAACCCAUAGCUCAGUCCUUUAUUGAAGGCGGUGAAGUUAGUGAUAAUGAUACAAUUCCCAAUUUUUCACAUAUUCCGAAGAAGGCAACCAAAUUUGCUGGUUUUGAUAAAUCGAAGAAGCAAAACACUUCUCUAACACGUGGCGGCAACUUGAUAAUAUGUCCCAUGACACUUCUUGGGCAGUGGAAGGCAGAGAUUGAAACUCAUGUGCACCCUGGGUCCCUGUCUAUAUAUGUUCAUUAUGGACAAAGUAGGCCCAAAGAUGCCAAAAGUCUAGCUCAAUGUGAUGUUGUAAUUACUACAUAUGGAAUUUUGGCCUCUGACUUUUCCAGUGAGAAUGCAGAGAAUAAUGGUGGACUCUUCUCAAUUCGUUGGUUCAGAGUGGUUCUUGACGAGGCACAUACAAUAAAGUCUUCUAAAAGUCAAGUUUCUAUGGCUGCUUCUGCUCUAAUUGCUGACAACCGCUGGUGUCUUACUGGGACUCCAAUCCAGAACAACCUUGAAGAUAUUUACAGUCUUCUUCGCUUUCUGAGAAUAGAGCCUUGGGGACAUUGGGCCUGGUGGAACAAGCUCAUUCAGAAACCAUUUGAGGGUGGUGACGAGAGAGGAUUGAAAUUAGUUCAGUCCAUUUUGAAGCCGAUCAUGUUGAGAAGAACCAAAAAUAGCACAGAUCGAGAGGGCAAGCCUAUACUAGUUCUCCCUCCAGCUGAUAUGCAGGUAAUUUACUGUGAACCCACAGAAGCUGAAAAGGACUUUUAUGAAGCCUUAUUCAAAAGAUCUAAGGUAAAGUUUGAUCAAUUUGUUGAGCAAGGACGUGUUCUUCAUAAUUAUGCUUCAAUACUAGAGCUACUUUUACGUCUUCGGCAAUGUUGUGACCAUCCAUUUCUUGUAAUGAGUCGAGGUGAUACUCAAGAAUUUGCUGAUCUAAACAAACUAGCUAAGCGUUUCCUUAAAGGAACCUGUAAUGCUUCGGAAGGUCAAGUAAAAGAUGCCCUCUCACGAGCUUAUGUUCAAGAAGUUGUGGACGAGCUGCGUAAAGGGGAGCAGGGAGAAUGUCCAAUAUGUCUUGAAGCAUUUGAAGAUGCAGUGUUAACACCGUGUGCUCACCGCCUUUGCCGGGAAUGCCUCUUGUCAAGUUGGCGAAAUUCUACCUCUGGUUUAUGUCCUGUUUGUAGGAAAACAAUCAGUAAGCAGGAUCUUAUCACUGCCCCUACUGAGAGUCGAUUUCAGAUUGAUAUUGAGAAGAACUGGAUAGAGUCAUGCAAGGUAACUGGUCUUUUGAAUGAACUUGAAAAUCUCCGCUCCUCAGGCUCUAAGAGCAUUGUUUUCAGCCAGUGGACUGCUUUUCUAGACCUCUUGCAGAUUCCCUUUACUCGGAAUAGAAUUUCAUUUGUUCGUCUUGAUGGGACAUUGAAUAUGCAGCAGCGGGAAAAAGUAAUCAAACAAUUCUCAGAAGACAGCGACAUACAGGUGUUGUUGAUGUCACUAAAAGCUGGUGGAGUGGGUAUAAAUCUAACAGCAGCUUCCAAUGCUUUUGUCAUGGACCCAUGGUGGAAUCCAGCUGUCGAGGAGCAAGCUGUUAUGCGUAUUCAUCGCAUUGGGCAAACAAAGAAGGUGGCUAUCAAACGGUUUAUUGUUAAGGGGACAGUUGAGGAGAGAAUGGAGGCAGUGCAAGCACGCAAACAACGAAUGAUUUCUGGCGCCUUGACAGAUCAAGAAGUUCGAACUGCACGAAUUGAGGAGUUGAAGAUGCUUUUUACUUAGACCAAUAAGGUAGUGAAAACGUUGUUUGCUGUUAGGUGCACCAUGCACCUUCAUCAUUUUGCAUCUCAUGGUUUUCUUUUCACAUGUAAUUGUGAAUGCAAGAUAGUGGUGACUCAAGAUGAAAGUGCUUCUUAGGUGGCACGUGAGUCAAGGUGUUGCCUCUUAUUUCCCCUUGUUUUAAUGUUUUUUAUAAGUUAAAAUAUAAGGGGAACUCCCAUCUCCAUAUUUGGGAUUUGAAAAAAAAUCAGAAGGAAGGGAUAGAUUAUUCUUGUCAGAAAAAGGGGGUAGGGAUAGAUUAUAAUAUUUUUUAACAUAGUUCUUAUUUUGUCUAUGUACCUAUGUAAUUCAAUAACUAUUUAAUUUAAUGCCUCGCCCACAAUUUGGAGGGGAAGAUUUUUUGAGCUUUGAAGGAGGAUAACAAGAGGUCAUCCGUUCGCUCAUAUUGAAAAUCUGAUGGGUAAUUCCCCCUUCUAAUAUUUAUUCAAAAAAUACAUUGUAACUAGGAUUCACUUGUUAUAAAUUAUCUGUAUAUAGUUCGAACGAUCUGGUCAUGGAGAACUUUGAGAUUGUACUGUACAUAAAAUGUCAUGUUAACUUUGUAGCACACGUUUCCUUAUUUUGUAUGGAUCCUAUCGACUUCAUAAAUAGUCAGCGAAAAUAGAUCAAAUUGGUCGCCUUUUA
Molecule: messenger RNA, 3811 nt
Organism: Cicer arietinum (chickpea)
Lineage: Eukaryota; Viridiplantae; Streptophyta; Magnoliopsida; Fabales; Fabaceae
Product: DNA repair protein RAD5A
Biological process (GO): DNA repair
Cellular component (GO): nucleus
Molecular function (GO): ATP binding; nucleic acid binding; zinc ion binding
Source: RefSeq, a predicted model, not a curated record